CUGUCUUGCACGUUAUCCGAAAAUGCGGAUCUACUUUUGUAUUUAUUAAAUGUAAAGGAGAUUCAAUCCCAAGUUCAAUUGAUUCCAAGCAUUAUUUCACUAGCCUAUAGAGCUCUGCGUGAUGGUGAAGCUUUGUUGGCCAAGACUUCCGGGAUUUCCGAUUGUGAACCAGUUCCUAUGUUCACUGCUCCAUUCGAAGAUUCGAAGUCACCCAACACAACGCGAACUACUGCCAAAUCGGGAGAUGGUGAUGAAGGAGAAGAAGGAGAAGUUCUGGGGGAUGAUGACGAUGAGGAUGAAGCAACAUUGGAACCCAAAAAUUCCGCCAGUGAUUCAAACAGCUCUAAAAGAACUCUAACAAUAUGCAAAUAUCGACGAGUGCUUGCUUAUGCAUUAUUACCCAUCACUUAUCAGAUGUUUGACACGGUAAAGAUCGACAGAAGGUUAAUGGAGAAGAUAGUAAACUUGUCGUUCAAUUUUAUUUUCGAAUCAGUGGCUUAUGUGACAGACCAACCCCUAGUGUUUGGAUCAGAGCAAAAGUAUUCCGAAAGUUCAAAGCCUCCAAUGGAUUACCUUAUUGAUUGUUUAAAAAUGAGCGCCACCAUUCUGCAAUGGCCAUUAAAUUUAUUCACCAAACAUGAGUCCAUUGCUGAUUCAUCUUCAAAUUCAAAUGACAAAACUAUGAAGUCACCAAGUGAACUUAUAACUAUUCUCGAUGAAAGCUGGGAAGAGAUCCUGUCAGACCAAAAGCAAAUGAGCCAUUCUGUCGACACCGAAGUUGGCAGCAGGCGGCGACGAAGUGCGCAACGUCGGGAAGACAUUGUGCAUAGCAGUGCUAAAAUUUCGUCUCUGGCACAUCAGUCGAUUGUUCUCUUUUGGAGUCUUCUGCUGAAUACCGCCGUUAAAUACGUUUCAUUCACUCGACCAUGUUUCAUGCAGAACACACUCAACAAUAAGGAAAAGUCAUCCGUUUCAUCCUACCCAGUUGAUAUGAGCAUCCUUUUCUCGUCCAGUCCGAUAACAGAGAAACCGAUCAGUCUUGCUACUUCUAAUACCACAUUUCCCAUCCUAGUUCACUUAUUGCAGUAUCGUAAAUAUAAAGAAGUUCCAGAAAAUUACACCUUGGGAUCACAUGAACUGAAUCUUUGGGAUGCAGCCAUUCGUCCUUCACACCGAUCUUCAAGACCUAGCUCAGUUCCAUCUUUGGAGGAGAUUGUUUGUUUUGACCUUACGUUGAGCGGCAUCCUGCGCGCUCCGUGGAUGCCACGUUGUUUGGAUUCCGACGGACCACGUGAUGUGUGUUUAAUGGAAACCUUGAUUGCAUCGGUUUGUCCACAGGAUGAUCAGAAGUUUGUACGUUGGAUUCUAUGUGCCUACUCGUUCAAUCCAUUCAGUCAAAAGCCUUGGAACGAUCUGAUACGCAAUCGAGAAGAUUUUGUGAGAAAUAUGAGUUCUGUAGCCGUUGAGGCAUCCAAAUCAGAUUAUCAUCCCAUUCGAACAACCGAAACGUGCUGGUUUGUCCAAUUUACGGAAUACAAUGUCAUCUACUUGGGUUGUAAGGUUAUUGCGCAUUGGUUGUGCUCCAACUUGUCUCGAUAUUCGGGAUCAUCGAAUGCGGUUGCCAUCGAUGCAGCUUGUUUGGCCUGUAUUAUAUAUCAGGUGGAUACUGUGGAAAAACAGAGUGCUUUUCUAUCGGAAUUGUGGCCUGCGCCUUAUCAAACAAUGUUGAAACUGGUGGAGGACAAAUGGUCCGACGUUCGAGUCCGCUUUCUCAAUUGGAUCCUCCCACCGACGUCUGCAGUGGCUGAUAGUAGCCUGAUAAAUGAAUUUGUUCUCAUUGAAGCUGCGUGGCUAGUAAAAACGGAAACCAGCACUUCCGAUUUCAUGGACGCCUGUGUCGCUUGUAUGAAGUCCCCCGUAGCUGAAUCGAUCCAUGUCCGCUUGCGGCGUUUUGUACAAACCGAAUCCAAUAACAUCCUCCUUUGUCUCAAGGAUUUGUCCGGUGUACCUACCCAGAAAAUGCAUUAA
Molecule: messenger RNA, 2028 nt
Organism: Echinostoma caproni
Lineage: Eukaryota; Metazoa; Platyhelminthes; Trematoda; Plagiorchiida; Echinostomatidae
Source: the annotation of a GenBank genome assembly